Molecule: messenger RNA, 6170 nt
Organism: Scophthalmus maximus (turbot)
Lineage: Eukaryota; Metazoa; Chordata; Actinopteri; Pleuronectiformes; Scophthalmidae
Gene: trim9
Product: tripartite motif containing 9
Exons: 11
Coding region: 183-2423 (746 amino acids)
Molecular function (GO): protein binding; zinc ion binding
Source: RefSeq, a predicted model, not a curated record
CUCCUCUCCUCUGGUCAAGGUUGCACUUGGAGCCUGUAGUCGCAGCAGGACGCGUCGGGGAAGCGCCGCUUUUACGCACGAGCCGAGCAGCAGCCGACGGAUCAGCUGUGACUUGUCCUGCCUGUCUGUUGGUUGGUUUGUUUGCCAAAGAGGAAUCCCUCACCUCUCUCAGCCCCGCAGCCAUGGACGAAAUGGAGGAAGAGUUAAAAUGCCCAGUUUGCGGCUCCUUUUUCCGGGAGCCCAUCAUUCUGCCGUGCUCCCACAACAUUUGCCAGGCGUGUGCGCGGAAUAUCCUCGUGCAGACCCCCGACGCCGAGUCUCCGCAGAGCAGCCGAGCCUCCGGCUCCGGCGUCUCCGACUACGACUACCUGGAUCUGGAUAAAAUGAGCCUGUACAGCGAAGCGGACAGUGGAUACGGUUCCUACGGGGGCUUCGUGAGCGCCCCGACCACCCCUUGCCAAAAGUCGCCAAACGGGGUGCGGGUUUUCCCCCCGACUGUCCUGCAGCCUCCUGCGCAGCAGCAGCAGCAGCAUCAGCAGCAGCAGCACCUGCUCCCGCAGCCGGGCUCCUUGCCCCCGAUCCCCCGCAACUCCUGCAUCACCUGCCCGCAGUGUCACCGCAGCCUCAUCCUGGACGACCGGGGUCUCCGCGGGUUCCCCAAGAACCGGGUGCUCGAGGGGGUCGUGGACAGGUACCAGCAGAGCAAGGCGGCCGCCCUCAAGUGCCAGCUCUGCGAGAAGAGUCCGAAGGAGGCCACGGCGAUGUGCGAGCAGUGCGACGUCUUCUACUGCGACCCGUGCCGCCUGCGGUGCCACCCGCCGCGCGGUCCCCUCGCCAAGCAUCGCCUGGUGCCGCCGGCGCAGGGGCGGAUAAGUCGCCGCACGAGUCCGCGCAAAAUCUCCACCUGCACAGAGCACGAGCUGGAGAACCUGAGCAUGUACUGUGUGCAGUGUAAGAUGCCCGUGUGCUACCAGUGUUUGGAGGAAGGGAAGCACGGCACACACGAGGUCAAAGCUCUGGGCGCAAUGUGGAAACUGCACAAGGGUCAACUGUCCCAGGCUCUGACCGGCCUGUCCGACCGAGCCACCGAGGCCAAGGACUUUCUGGUCCAGCUGAGAAACAUGGUGCAGCACAUCCAGGAGAACGGCGUGGAGUUCGAGGCGUGUCUGGUGGCCCAGUGCGACGCCCUCAUCGAAGCCCUGAACCGACGCAAGGCCCAGCUGCUGUCUCGAGUGAACAAGGAGCACGAGCACAAGCUCAAGGUGGUUCGGGAUCAGAUCUCCCACUGUACGGUGAAGCUGCGUCAGACCACGGGCCUGAUGGAGUACUGCCUGGAGGUCAUCAAGGAGAACGACCCCAGUGGUUUCCUCCAGAUCUCCGACGCUCUGAUCCGGAGGGUCCACAUGACAGAGGGCCAGUGGGGGAAGGGCACCCUCACCCCGAGGAUGACCAGCGACUUUGACCUCACCCUGGACAGCGGGCCCCUCCUGCAGACAAUCCACCAGCUGGACUUUGUCCAGAUGAAAGUCCCGGCUGCUCCCAUGCUCCAGCUGGAGGAAUGCUGCACUCAGAACAACAGUGCCACGUUGUCAUGGAAACAGCCGCCGCUCUCCACCGUCGCCGUGGAGGGCUACAUCCUCGAGCUGGACGACGGGAACGGGGGGCCGUUCAGGGAAGUGUACGUGGGGACGGAGACCAUCUGCACCGUGGACGGGCUGCACUUCAACAGCACGUACAAGUCCAGAGUGAAGGCCUUCAACGCCAGCGGAGUGGGACAGUACAGCAAGACGCUGAUCAUGCAGACGUCCGAGACUGGACUCCCUCCAUGUGAUAUUCAGUCUAUAGGCGCAGUCGCCUGGUUCACCUUUGACUCGGCCUCCGCCCACCCGGACAUCAUCCUGUCCAACGACAACCUGACGGUGACGUGCAACAGCUACGACGACAGGGUGGUCAUGGGCAACUCCGCCUUCUCCCGCGGCGUGCAUUACUGGGAGAUGACCAUCGAUCGCUACGACAACCACCCGGACCCGGCCUUCGGCAUCGCCCGGGGCGACGUCUUGAAGGAUGCGAUGCUGGGGAAGGACGACAAGGCCUGGGCCAUGUACGUGGACAACAACCGCUCCUGGUUCAUGCACAACAACUCGCACACCAACAGAAUGGAUCAUUCUGUCGCACUGCGCAGGUCAGACGGUGGCAUCGGUAAAGGAGCGACAAUAGGAGUGCUGCUCGACUUCGCGCGCAGGAUCGUCAUCUUCCUCAUCAACGAUGAGCAGCAGGGUCCAGUCGCGUUCGAAGGUCUGGAGGGCGUCUAUUACCCGGCGAUCAGCCUCAACCGAAAUGUCCAGAUCACGCUGCACACUGGUCUACCCAUCCCGGAUUUCUACACCCCUGGCGAGGCAGAUCCCACUGGCUCUGUGUGCUAAAAGGCUCACCGCCAAGGGGGGGAAAACCUCCCCCUAGCUUUUGCCCAAGGGUUCAUCCCGCCAGUCAAUAACUAUGAUCCCUGCACCCUCCUCCUCCGCUCUCGCCCCCCCCCCCCCCCCCCCCCCCCCCCCCCCGACCGACUGACCCCGUGACCCCUCCGUAACAGGCCCCAUCCAGCACUGAGCCAUGCCUUUAACAUGCCGAGACCUUGGACGAGUGGAACAUCCGCGGAACACUGUCAAAAUACCGGACGGCGCUUCGCCACCUGCACCGUGAAUUUGGACCUGAUACAGGUUUAAGUUGAGGAAGGUGAAAUCCUGUUGAAAAAUAAUUUGGAUCUUAAGCUCUCGAGGAUCUGGAAUGUUACAAAUAUAUGUACAUCCAAAAUAAUAUGUCCUUAAAAGAGUAAUUUGACAAUUUUGGUGGGGGGGAAAAAAAUGCUUAUUGGCUCUCCCCCUGAGAGUUAGAUGACCAGUUACAGUACACCUGUCUAGCAAAUACGUACCUGCAGCCAGCAGCCAGAUAAGCUUAGCUCAGCAUAAAGACUUGAACCAGUAGGCCUCUGCCCAAAGUCGAGAAAUUCCUCUACGUCUAAAGAUCUCUUGUUGAAGCAUUAUGUGUCAGGUGCAGGUGUAGGCGGCUUUUGGCUUUGGACUUGGCCACAAAAAAGUAGUCGGAAAUUUAUGCUAAGCUACGCUAACUCACCGCCCACUGCGGCGUCACAUUUAUUUUUUACAGUGGCGUCGGCCGAAGCGAAUGUUUCCCCAAAACCGUUGAGCAAUCCCUUUAAAGGGGAGGAGGCUGUUUGUUUGUAUUUUUUCGGUAAAUGAGAAAGCCCCCCCCCCCCCCCCCCCCCCGUCGUCAAACCACGGAACUUGCAGCGUCGGAAUAUUUACUCGUUCCUUUUUUCAAAGCACAAGCACAUGAUUUCACACGAAUCUUCUCCUGCCGUCGCUCGCCGCCACCAAAUCGGAACGCCGGGGGGAGCAUGAUGGGUCACCUUUUGUGUGUGUGUGUGUGUGUGUGUGUGUGUGUGUGUGUGUGUGUGUGUGUGAGGUCUGGGUGGAUGGGUUGAGACAUUUCAGCAGCAGCAAUGAAACCUGGACGGGAGCGAUAGGCCGACUGUAAGCCGCGUCGCCGUCGUAUACCCUCGUCCGUGUAAAUGAGGCGCUUUUAUUUUUUUUUUUAGUGGCUUAGCUCAUGUGAAACUUCUGUAUCGUCUGUAUAAAAAAUUUGAAACAAUUGCAUCGGUGUAUAGAAUUAUACUGGAAGCGAAGCCUUUCGCGCAGCCUUUUCUCUGCAGUGCAGCUCUCGGAAACAAGACGGGAGGGGGUGAUUUUUUUUUCAGUUUAAUGUAUCAUAAAAGCAGGUCAUUGUGUGCGUUGAGGUGAUUUUAAGAUGAUGACUGUGAAGCUGCUCGAAUGAGGUGCUACAGCAGCUUGUUUUGUUCCUUUUUUCUUCUUUUCUUUUUUUACCGUUGGUGACUGAAUCCUGGUAGUUUUAUAAUGUCGAUAUUGAUAUUGAAACGAUAUAUCGCAGAGAGAGGUGUACAGCUCAAUAAGUUAUUGAUGUUCAAAGUUUUUCCCGAUGAGAAUUCAUGAGUGUUUACUUUAUUUGAUGUCUAUAGUUAUUGCAGAGAGUAACUGAACCUUUUUUGUCGCUUUAAACAUGUAGUUUAGGAAGUCGUUCUGAACCUGAAAGAGGCUUCUCGGGGUUACCGUGACAACAGGAACGGUGAUGAUGCUGUUGGGCGACCUUUUUUUUUUUGAUGCAUCACAUUUGGGCAAAAGCCUCCUCGAGUGGCAACAAUGUGAGAUUAAGUCAUAAACCAAAGUGACUUUUGAUGGCACUGAAGAUUUGGGACGUAGGUGGACGUAAAUGUGUGUGCCAAAUUUCAUCCAAUAGCUGUCCAUCCAAUAUUCUUUCCCCAGAUAUUUCACUCGAGCACAAACGUAAUCUCAUCGUGGCUCUGUAGGAAAAGCCAGAGGAUCGCCAAAGUCAUUAGGAUUCAUCCUCUGGGGGCCAUGAAUGUCUGAUCCACCUGACGGAUAUAUGUCAACACGACUCUGACCUGCAGGUGGCGCCAGACAAAUGUCGAGGACCAAGCAAAAGUCAUUAGGGACUCAUGUUUUCAUGAUUCAAUGUCCAUGAAAAACACCCAACAUUUAAGUCAAUAGAUUUCUUAGUCUAAGGACCGUCCAAAAUUUGUCAGCAACCAAUGUUUUGAGAUAAGUCUGGACCAGAAAUGGUGGGCCAACCAACCGAUGCUGCUAUCCUUAGAGCCACACAGCUUGCAUGGCAAACAAAAAAAAGACUUCCCUUACUGUAAGUUAAGUUCAAAUGUGAUGGUUCAGUUUGAGGAAACUGUUGCCUGUUUAAAGACGCAUUCAAAAAAGGUUUCUCUCGAGUAUCGCAGCCCUGAUAUACAUACAGUACACAUAGCAUUUAUUAUAAGGUGCUAUCAUGUUUGAGCUUCAUGAGUGUGCCUUUCCUCCCUCCUUCAAUACCCCAAAUAUUUAUGGAUCUUUGCUACAGACUAGAUGCGUCGCUUCGGCAGAGUCGACCUUUUUACAUCUGUGAUGCCUGACUUCACCCGCUGCCGCAUAUUUUUUCUAUCAUAAAAGGGCAAAAGUUCAACACGUUUGCUACGGAAAUAUAAAAAACCAACAGUAUUGAAGGGGGAACAUUGCAGUCAGGGAUGGCAAGGUGUGUUUUAUAAACUUUUUAAAUUCUCUAAUGAUUAUUUUUUUUGUUAUCUCUUCCCCUGAUCUACAAUGACAUCACUGGUAAAAUGGCUGCGCACGGCAAACUUGGUGACAUUUGCAUGUGUGCUCGCCACGCGCAGCCUUUCGCGCGGCGAGGCUGAAUUCAGAGCUUGCAACAUUUGAUGGGCUGCUAUUUCGAGGAAAGGCCAUAAUUAUACUGCAAGCGGCUCACUCAGGUGUUGGGUCACUGAGCAGCGAGAGCCUCCGUUGACUCCUACACAGACGGCGUUAUGUCACGGCAUUACAUGAGCCUCGGAUCCCAGGACAAAUAAACAAAAAUGCACUUAAUCCAGUAGAACAGUUUAUUAAAGGUUCACACAGACACACUUGAACGUAGGGUGAGGAACUUGUUUGAUCACGCAAUGACAACCAUGUGUGUUUCUGUGCUGAACACACGAGGGUGCUGACCUUAAAACAGUGGUGUGAUUGUAACAGUUAUUAUUUCUAAAACCAGCCAAACACACUUUAAUGAUAUCAAAAUAGACCCGGGGGGGGGGGGGGGGGGGGGGGGAUUUGAAGUCUAUCACACAGCCUCGUCAAAUUUUUAUGAAUUAUUGGAAAAAAAACGUGCACACAGUCGCUGGGCGACACUGGGUGUUAUAUCUCCAAAUGUACAUACGUGUGUGUGUGUGGGUGUGUGUGUGUGACUGAGUCUGUGCGUGUGUGUGUGUUACCUGCAUUAUAACCUCAUGUCAACCCCAAAGUUAUUCAUUUUGCCCUGUUUGACCUGAGGUGGAAUGUCAUCACUCAAUAUUAUUAGUUACAGUGAAACUGGAGAAAAAAAAAUGUCUAUGGAGAAUUUUUAUGAAUAUGAAAUUAACAUUGUUACUACUAUCAUUUUAAGAAGGUAUGAUUACUAUGAUUGUUAUGAUUAUAUGUCUAUCAUGGCCAUAUUUCUGCUAUUACUAUGAUUUGAAGUAUAAUACGAGGCUCUGUGUUUUCUGUAUGUGUGAAUAUUCAAAUAAAUAGAUGUCAACAAGG